AGUCUCCAUUGAGCUUCCUUCCCACCCAUGACCCGGGAGCUCAGACGACCCUAAGCGAGUGCAUUUAACCAGGAGCUAGGUGUCACGUCCCCAGAAGGGUCCCGCCCCGCAGGUGCGCCCACCCACCAGUCGCAGGGCCAGCUCCCCAGGCUGUCCCGAGUCUGGUUAAUCAUUCAAUACCGGCCGGCGUGGAAUAUUUUUUUAGAGGUCAACGCGAAAGGUUCUCCCGAAGUUUCACAGAAACCAGUCUUUGGGGACCAGGAGGUAACAGUGCCAGCGGAUGGGAGUGAAAAGCGGCAGCCAGCGGCUCACAAACACCUGAUCUGCCCCUGCGGCACCCGAGACCAGCGCAGUGCGCGGGCGGGGCAGCACAGCGCCCGCGAUGCUCCCCCGCCGCCCAGGCCCCGCACCUCGUGCGCGGGGUGCAGCGCGGCUCAGGGUGUCGCUGCCCUCUCCCUGUGGGUGCAGGCAGGGCGGAGGCCGAGCAGGUGAGAAGGUCGGGAAAGAGGUGGAGACCCAGAGACUGGGGAGAAGGUGAGGAGGCUGUGAAGGAGGGGAGAAGAACCGCGAGGUGAGGAAGCCGGGCAGGAGGAACGGAGACCGGUGAGGAGAUCCGGGAGGUGAAGAGGCCAGGGAAAUGAUGUGCGGAGGCCAGGGAAGUGAGACUGGGGACGGUGAGGGGAACCCGAUGGAGCGGAUGCGCAGACACCGCAGGAGCCACGGAGGAGCGGCGAGCGCGGGGCGCCCACGCCGGCCGGAACUGGCGCGGCGGGGCGGCGGGGCGGGACGCAGGGCCGGUGCCCACCCACCCGGCCCUACCUUGUCUAGGGACACCUCCAGCUCGGCGGGGCGGGGCGGGAGACCGCGGCCGCAUCCACGUCCCAGCCGCGCUUGCGGCUCAGCCCCGCGACCGUCGCCGCUCUCGCUCCAUGCGCAAUGCGCGGACAAGCGGACGGCGGGGUCUGGGCGGCUCCGGUUCGUCCCAGCUCCAGCACUUGUUGCCGCGGCGGCCGCUGCGCCUCACUCCCGGCCCCGGCUCCGGCACCACCGCCGCCUGCCGCGUCCCUUCGGUCCCGCCCCUGCCCGAUUCUCCAAUCACACGCCGCGCCACUGCGCGCGUCACCGCCGGGACGGCCGCACUCCCGCCCCGUGGCCCAAGUUUGGGAAAGGCCGAACUCGAACCCUCCCGCCAGUUGGCGCCCGGGUCCCGCUGGGAUUGCGCCCCCGGGCCCUUCCCGAGCUCUUCGCCCCUCGCUACAGCGAGAAAACCCUUGGCUACACCGGAGCGCGCUGUCUCCAAAGUCUACACUGCCCCCGCCCCAGGAAGUAGCCUCCCCCAGAAAAACAGCAGAGACUUGAGUCCCAAACCCUGCUGAGAUCCGGGGUCUAAACUCCAGCUACCAGGGCCUGGUGCUUGGUGAGAUUGUUCCAGCCAGCGCUGACGCGUGGCUAAGCCUAGACGGCUCCAUGUGGCUGGUGAGAGGGCUCCACCAGGGGAGGGGAGGAGAGGGAAACCCAAAUGCACCUGACCUUUGCUCUCAGCGCUCACAGUACCGGCAGCUACCUAGAGAGAUGCUCAAGGCCUGAGGGUGGUGCCUGUUUGGCUUAGGACCUUCAGGUUGUGAAGCCAUCAAAGAUAGGAUGAGGUUUCCACCUGGUUCCACUCGCGUCUCAGGAAUGCAAGAUGCACGGGAGGCACUGGGUGCGGAGUCUGCUCCGCGAUUUCAGGAGUUGGGCUUAGCAAAACAUCAGAACGCUGAACCCCCGUGAUGUGGCGGGACUGGGCACCAACCACACCCAAGCACGGAUCACGCGGGACCCGGGACAUUCCCCCUCUAACCCAGCGCCUCCUCAGGCGCCCCAGAGCGCUACAUGCCAAGAAGGCUGUCAGAUGGAGUUAGUCCAAGGGAUGCCGUUGACUUUCGAGCGCUGGGGAUUGAAUUUCAGCCAGCUCGACCACGACUACGAAGUGCUUACUGGCAGCCGCAGAAAGAAGUGCGAGUUGUUUUGGAUGCGCGCAGAGCCACAUGUGUACGGUCUGCCAGAAGAGGAAUUCUGGGUCCGUGGCUCUGGAAAUGUUAAGAUUGGCAGUCUGCAGACCGAUCUAUUUUUAUAUUUGUCACAGCGUUCUACAAAAAUGACAACAACAACUUGGAUUUUUUUUCUAUUCACAAAAACCAUUAACCACUGUCACUCUGGGCAAGAAAGGAAGAGAAAUUGUAUACUUUUCUUGGUUCUGAGGGAUUUUUUUUCCACGAUUAUAUUAUAUUAUCGGAAAGCCAAUAAAAGAAGCAAAUUAG
This is a messenger RNA of Apodemus sylvaticus (European woodmouse), 2300 nucleotides long. RefSeq lists its product as uncharacterized. The transcript is spliced from 2 exons. NCBI's taxonomy places the organism in Eukaryota, Metazoa, Chordata, Mammalia, Rodentia, Muridae. The record is from RefSeq and is a predicted model, not a curated record. The coding region runs from base 638 to 1330 and encodes 230 amino acids.